AAUCAAAGUUUGAUUGAGAGGAGAAGAAGGGUUUGGUCUGCAAUGGAAUCUUCAGCAGUAAACCAAAUUGAAGGCAACAAUAAGAAUUGGGAGCAUGAUGAAGAAAGCUUCGCAUAUGCUUCCCAGAUCGCGAGAUCUUGCGUGUUGCCCAUGUCUAUGCACGCUGCAAUUCAGCUGGACAUAUUCGAGAUCAUUGCCAAAGCUGGUCCGGAUGCCAAGCUCUCCCCGAAGGAGAUAGCUGCCCAGUUACCCACCACGAAUCCAGAGGCACCCUCCAUGCUGGACCGCAUACUUCGAGUCCUAGCCAGCCAUGGUAUCGUUGGUUGCUCCAUGGUCGACGAUGCUGAUGAGGAGGGUAAUCCUCAGAGAGACUAUGCUUUGACGCCCGUCUCCAGAUUCUUUGUACGGAAUGAAGAUGGAGUUUCAUUAGCUCCCGUGAUGGCCUUGCUUCAAGAUAAGGUUUUCCUUGAUAGUUGGUCGCAGCUGAAGGAUGCGAUUCAAGAAGGAGGAAUUCCAUUCAAUAGAGUUCAUGGAAUGAACGCAUUUGAAUACCCUGCCAAAGAUCCCAGAUUCAACCAAGUUUUCAAUACUGCCAUGAAGAAUAACACCACUUUGGUAAUGAAGAACAUCCUGAACGUCUACAAGGGAUUCGCCGACCACCUCGACCAAGUGAUCGUGGAUGUCGGCGGCGGGCUCGGAGUGGCCCUCAGCUUCAUCACUUCCAAGUAUCCCUCAAUCAAGGGAAUUAACUAUGAUUUGCCUCAUGUUAUUCAACAUGCCCCGCCCAUCCCCGGUGUUGAACAUGUAGUCGGGGAUAUGUUCCAAAAUGUUCCCAAAGGGGAUGCAAUUUUUAUGAAGUUCAUUCUUCACGAUUGGAGCGACGACCAUUGUUUAAAACUAUUGAAGAAUUGUUACAAUGCGAUUCCGGAGAAGGGAAAGGUUAUAGUGGUUGAUGCCGUGCUUCCGGAUCAACCCGAGACUAGUGCUCAAGUGAGAUGCAUUUCCCAGGGGGAUGUACUGAUGAUGACACAGAAUCCAGGAGGAAAAGAGCGAACCAGACAUGAAUUCCAAGCAUUGGCAACUAAAGCUGGAUUUAGUGGCAUACGAUAUGAGUGUUGUGUUUGUAGGUUGUGGGUCAUGGAGUUCUUCAAGUAAUUGGGCUCUGGUUGCAUUGCUUUCAAUUUUCUUAUGUUCAAUGCUCUAUGAGACGGAAUCAAAUCAGAAUGUUAAUUACUAAAUAAUGAUGCUCUCGUUACUGAUUUCA
This is a messenger RNA of Hibiscus syriacus, 1264 nucleotides long. Its product is annotated as caffeic acid 3-O-methyltransferase-like. The transcript is spliced from 4 exons. The record is from RefSeq and is a predicted model, not a curated record. Gene Ontology annotation, molecular function: protein dimerization activity; S-adenosylmethionine-dependent methyltransferase activity; O-methyltransferase activity. Gene Ontology annotation, biological process: methylation. NCBI's taxonomy places the organism in Eukaryota, Viridiplantae, Streptophyta, Magnoliopsida, Malvales, Malvaceae. Bases 43 to 1155 code for a protein of 370 amino acids.